Molecule: messenger RNA, 597 nt
Organism: Colletotrichum orchidophilum
Lineage: Eukaryota; Fungi; Ascomycota; Sordariomycetes; Glomerellales; Glomerellaceae
Exons: 1
Coding region: 1-597 (198 amino acids)
Source: RefSeq, a predicted model, not a curated record
AUGGCUUCCGUCGGUACCAGCUCCGGCGGUGGCGGAUCUUCGGGUGGCGGCGGCGGCGGCGGCGGCCCUGGCAGGGGCUUUGGUAGAGGCAACGGCAAGCAGCCAGCCCGGGAUGCACCUAGGGACCCAACUGGAGGCUCCGAAGAAGGCCGCGAAGACGGCGAAAAUGAUGGGUCGGGGGGUGACUCGGACAGUGGCCUUGAGAAUGUUUCUCGAACUAAUGCUCUGGUGGACAAAAAGUAUGAGCAGAAACACUACGAUUUCAUAUCAGGUCAUCCUCACGACACCAAAGCACAUAGGGUUGCACCGGACUCGAUCGAGGUCGUUCUGAAAAAGCAGGAUGAUACUUAUGUCUAUAAGCCUACAUCGAACAAAGUACCCCUUACCAUAUUUGACGCGGAACGGAUGGGGAUACCAUUGGCUGGAAAUGUGGAGGAUAUCCCAGUCGCCUCUUCCUCCCAAACCACCCCACGCCCGUCCAGCCCAGGGGAUGGAGACGACGGCUCAUCGAGGAACGCUGCAGGUUCUUCGAAAAUUCCAGACGAUGCGCAAGAUUCGGAUCAUUCUAACAGGACAGAGGGUCCGGGCAAGUCAUGA